AGAAAUUUAAAAGGUUGUAGCCUACUGCAGAUUGCUCAUAAUGCUCAAGCAGACGAACGUAGUUGACAAACCUUAUUUUGUUUUUAGAAUUUUCUGUUUUCCAGCCUUCCACACGUGAAUAUGUCUGUUACUCGUGGUAGAGGCCGAGGUGGAGAUCGUGGAGGAAUUCGUGGUGGUGGCCGAGGCCGAGGUGGAGGAGAUCGUGGAAAAACAGGUGGUUCCAGAGGUGCAAAGGGAAAUUUAAGAGGAAAUGGCAGGGGUCGUCGUGGAAGCUUGGCUGACUCGAGCAAUUCUGGCCAUAGAGGUAGCCCAAGAGGUGGUCGUGGAAGAGGAACACCUGCUUCCUCCAAGAGUAGAAGACAUAGUCGAAGGCAAAAAAUCAGUCAAGGCAAAGACAAAAUAGUUGAUCAGAAAGAAUCAGAAAUUGAAUUAGGAUUGCAGAUCUAUGUUGCCUUCAAGAAAACUCCAGUUAUUAUUGAUGAACUCGAAAAGCUACCAGGAUUUCAUUCAGUUCAUACACCACCGAAUGAGAAGGAAAAUCAAAAGAUCAUCUUGUUCAAAGACAUGGAAUCACUUGAUGCUGCUAGGGCUAUCCUUGACGCCCAUGAAAAUGUUCAAUUCACAAACCAAAGGGGACUGAAAUCAAUAAAAUCUCAGCGUAAAGCCUCAGAUGCCUGCAAUGUUUUCCUUAAGUUUAGUGAAGCUGUUGAUGAAGAGACUGUUAAAAAGCUUGAUGACAGCAUUAAGGAAGUUGACCUCUUCAUAGAUAAAAGAAGAUGUGCGUUGCAAUUUGCAACACUAGAAGAAGCCAAGAUUGCAGCUGGGAAAUUGAAGAAACACUUCAGUCAAGUUCAGAGCUUACCUGAAGGGAGUAACCCAAAGGCAGGAAAAAAUGUACCUGGAAAUUUUUUAGUAUAUUUGAUGUUUAAAAAAAAUUAUGAUGAAGAAGCUGUGAAAAAGCUUGACACCACCAUUGAAGCAAUUUUUCCAGUUUACAGCGGCAUUUUGCGUUUUGCAACUCGUAAGGAAGCAGAGAGUGCAGCUGAGAAAUUGAAGACAAAGAUAGGUGAAAAUAGCUUACGGUCUGCGGAUGUGGGUUAUCUUCGAUCAUCCUAUAACAAAGUACCACAAGACAAGGUUGUACUAAGAGAUGUUCCGAAAAAUGUCUCUUGUUUUGAUAUUAUCUCUCAGUUUCCUGAUGCCAAUGCUGUGGUUAUUUACAAAAAGACAUUCCCUGCCUCCAAGUUUUGUCAUGCUUAUCUUGGUUUCGACACCGCGGAGCGGACAGCCGAAAUAUUAAGUUCUACCGAUUUAAAAAUUGCCGGGAAAAAAGUAUACGUUUUCCCAGCAUACUCGGAUUUGUUACAGGAACUUCCCGAUUUAGGCGAAAUCAAAGCCAAACUGCCUGAAACCGACAUCAAAGAGGGACCUCCAAGCAAGAAAAGGAAGGUUGAAAACGAAGACGAAGAAAUGGAAAGUGAUGAAGAAGCCAGUGGAGAAGAAGAGGAUGAAUUAGAUGAAGAAGGCGAAGAGGAGGGAGAAGAAGAAGGGGAGGAAGAGGAAAGUGAAGAUGAAGAGGGUCAGGAAGAAGGAGAUGAUGACGAAGAAGACAAUGAGGAGGAAAGUAACUAAAUGGAAAUUCUACACUGUCUAGAAAAUAAUGAUUUCAUUCUUGACAAAUAAUGAAGUAUGAACUGUUUUCGUGACGCAUUAACCAAAUAAAGGUUAUCAACG
Molecule: messenger RNA, 1734 nt
Organism: Daphnia pulex (common water flea)
Lineage: Eukaryota; Metazoa; Arthropoda; Branchiopoda; Diplostraca; Daphniidae
Product: neurofilament light polypeptide-like
Exons: 10
Coding region: 121-1632 (503 amino acids)
Source: RefSeq, a predicted model, not a curated record